CCAGCACACACGAGCUCAAGCUCAGGGCCGUGGACGCAGCUUCAAACAAAGACCCAUGUUACGCUCUGCAUCAAGUACCGUCCGUGGACACUUGGCGCCUGCAACUUCAGGAGCUAACGUGCAGUGCGUCUUGACACUGUUGACAACAGGACCCACGACGUCGACUCCAUUGCAAGCGUUAUGGCCGCUGACGGGGACAAGAAGGGGGUGUGGAUUGAUGGGUGGUUGGAUGCACUCGAGUGCUUUGAAGUGCAUUAUGCAUGCGACCAUGCCGACGUCGUCGCCAUCGUCCGGAAAGUUUGCGGUAGCUGGGUAGCUAGCUACCUACAUAACGUCAUGAUGGGCAAAGUAGCUUUGUCUCAUGAGAUUGUGCUACAGGAUGUCCGCAAGAAGAGUUGGAAUGCGAUGGCAGAGCUGGCGCGGCGAAAGGCGGAAGGCUUGACAAUGGGGUGCAGGUCGACACCGUGCGGCUCGCAAGUGGGAAACGCUGCAAAUGUAACCCGGGGAAUCGCGUGGGCAGUGUGUUGCUAACGGCAGCUACAUCCCGAAAUUGUCGUAACUUAGAAACCCUCAUCCACAAGGGCCUUGUGAAUGAUUGCUGCGACAGAAAACUAGUUGAACACUGCAAGUUUUCCCAAAUGAAUCACCUAGGUCUGUACAGCUACAUAGAGCGACUCA
Molecule: messenger RNA, 678 nt
Organism: Aphanomyces astaci
Lineage: Eukaryota; Oomycota; Saprolegniomycetes; Saprolegniales; Verrucalvaceae
Exons: 3
Coding region: 181-531 (116 amino acids)
Source: RefSeq, a predicted model, not a curated record